Anolis sagrei ordinatus is the source of this 1115-nucleotide messenger RNA. RefSeq names its product otospiralin (gene OTOS). Gene Ontology annotation, biological process: sensory perception of sound. NCBI's taxonomy places the organism in Eukaryota, Metazoa, Chordata, Lepidosauria, Squamata, Anolidae. The record is from RefSeq and is a predicted model, not a curated record.
UUCAACAGUACAGCUAUUUUGCAGCAAUAGAAGCUCAUUCAGGAACUUGAGACUAGCUCACAACUACAGACCUCUGCUGAUUUAAAAGAAAAGAGAAAAGGUAAUUUCUGGAGUGAAACCGAAAACCAGUCUCCAAUAGAAAUACUUCAGAAGGAAAUAUAAUUCCUUUCAGGAAAGAUGAAGUUAAUCGCUGUAGGCAUCGUUGCUUUCUGCAUGCUGGUGUACAAACAAACAGAUGCCAGCCCAAUCCAUGAUGAAGAAGAUCCCUACAGACAACCUCCAGGCAUGCCUUAUUGGCCUUUCAUGAGUAAUGAUUUCUGGGGAUAUGUGGAAUACUUCCGGGACCUGGGGGCAUACAACAGAAUCAAUGAGAUGGCCAGGACCUUCUUUGCUCAACAUCCUCUUGGAAAUAUUCUUGGAUAUGAUGUCCCAUAUCAUGAGCACUAGUUCACUUGGCAACCCUUCAUUUGACCAUUUCAAUACAGGCAGACCCCAAGUUACAAACAAGAUAGGUUCUGUAGGCUUGUUUUUAAGUUGAAUUUGUAUGUAAGUCAAAACAUUUACAUUUUUAAAGAGUAACUCCAGCCAAAAAUAUGUAUUUUAAAGCAUUGGAUAGCAUAGGGAAGAAUUAACACCUCUGUGGUGUUUAUUUUGCUAUCUGUGCCCCUGUUCAGCAGAUUUCAGCUCACUUUCUGUCCCUGUGUUAACUGGAUUUUGAAAAAUAUGUUGUGGAAUCAAAGAUUAGUGAUAAAGCAUCAGUGGAGACACUUUUUCCCCGUAACUCUUCCAGGAAUGAAUCUCCCUUCCUAGGGAUAGAUUUCUCUCACUUCCUCUUGUCUCACCCCUGUUCUUAGCUAUGAAUCAUUUGUAAGUUGGGUGUUUGUAACUCGGGAACUGCCUGCAAUCAGAAUUGCUAGACUAAAUAUGAUAUUCUAAUACUUUUUUUAAAAAAUCUAUAAAAUAUGUUAAACCAAUUUUAAAAAUGCAAAUGGUGCAAGUGUAAAGUAUUUUCCAGCAGACAAUAUAUAUUUAGUAUAUAUUAGCUUGCAAAUGCAUAAAGAUUUUUUUGCUUUUGUGGCUUUUAGGAACUCAUAUACAUUUGUAUUUUUAAAAAA